Messenger RNA from Oxyura jamaicensis (ruddy duck), 886 nucleotides. RefSeq names its product deoxynucleoside triphosphate triphosphohydrolase SAMHD1-like. The coding region runs from base 14 to 499 and encodes 161 amino acids. Gene Ontology annotation, cellular component: nucleus. Lineage: Eukaryota; Metazoa; Chordata; Aves; Anseriformes; Anatidae. Gene Ontology annotation, biological process: regulation of innate immune response; dGTP catabolic process; defense response to virus. Gene Ontology annotation, molecular function: dGTPase activity. The record is from RefSeq and is a predicted model, not a curated record. The transcript has 4 exons.
CGGCGGCGGUGCGAUGGGCAGCCCGGCGGCGGGCUGGGCCGCGGCCCCCGCCAAGCGCGCGCGGCGCCAAGGCUCGGCUGAGGGGCCCGGCGGCCCCGCUGCCGACGGCGACCCGCGGCUGUGGGACACGGAGCGGCUCUGCCAGCACCUCUCGCGCAGCGGCUUGGGCGAGCCCAGCCUGCUGCGCCGCUUCCGAGAGAGCGGCGUCACCGGGGCCAUGCUGCUGGACCUGCCCGCCUGCGCUCUGGAGGUUACGCGCGUCUGCCUCCCAGCUGAGAGAUUGAAGGUGCUUGCCUGCCUGAACAAACUGAGACAGGCAGUGGACGUAAUGAAGGUUUUUAAUGAUCCAGUUCAUGGGCAUAUUGAAAUGCACCCUCUUCUUGUUCGCAUCAUUGACACACCUCAGUUUCAGCGCCUGCGAUACAUUAAGCAGCUGGGUGGCACUUACUUUGUUUUUCCAGGAGCCUCUCACAACCGCUUUGAACACUCUUUAGGGUAAGGUAACAUAGUCUUGUAUGCAUGUCUCUUGUAUUUGUAUUUCCCUGAGAUUGGCUCCACUGGUGUAGAGUACCAGCCAAGGUACAUUACUUACCUUUGAGGGUUUAUGAAGACUGUUGUGGUGGCAUAUUCUGUCACAUGGAUCUUUCUGUUUAUCCUUCGUGAUUAUAGGCUGUUCUCUUGGACUUCAUUUACUAAAGAGAGAUAAAGAAACUCCCAAUAUGGAUCAAUGCUUUCCACCUUUCUUUUCCUUCUGGUAAUGCUAAUUAGAGGCUGUGAGUUCUGUAUGUUCUCCCCAGCUGAAAAUUGAGUUUAAAAGCAUAAGCCUGGGAAGAGUACUGAGGCUGCUAUAAAUUACCUGUCAGAUCCUCUUAGAUUUCCCAGAACA